Messenger RNA from Nothobranchius furzeri (turquoise killifish), 1441 nucleotides. RefSeq names its product tripartite motif-containing protein 16-like protein. Gene Ontology annotation, molecular function: protein binding. Lineage: Eukaryota; Metazoa; Chordata; Actinopteri; Cyprinodontiformes; Nothobranchiidae. The record is from RefSeq and is a predicted model, not a curated record.
GUGAAGCACAUGCCCCUCAGCUGAGGCCUCAUUCCACUGGCACCAACACCUCCUAGAGAAAGGGGCUCCCUAAAGCCACCAUCAGAAGACAAACAUUUUGCACGUCUCUUCGAAUAAAUCAAACGUUCGCACGUGGAUUGUUAACACUUUGACCUUGAGAUGCAGAAUAAACCCAGUUCUACUAAAGUCCUCUCUGAGACCAGCAAACAAGAAAAGAAUAUGGAAUCCAGCAAAAAUGAAGAGAGAAAUAAAGAAAGUCUUUCUGAUUAUUUUCCCAGAGUCACAGAACCAACAACCAGAGCUGAGCUGAUGAAGUACUGGAUUAGUUUGUCAUUGGAUAAAAAGACUGCAAAUAAGAUGUUGUGGAUUUCUGAUGGUGGGUCUACGGUCUGUCGUAGAACCAAGGAGGUUUGUCCUGUACUAGAUGGACCAGAAAGAUAUGAAUAUUCCCCACAGGUGCUUUGCAAAGAGAGCAUCUGGAACAGCAGGGCUUACUGGGAGGUCGAGUACUCGGGUUGGGUGGUAAUUGGAGCCACCUAUGAAGAAGCAGCAAGGCGAGCUGAUUCUACUCCAACUGGUCUGGGGGAAAAUGAGGAGUCUUGGGGCCUGUGUUGGUCUGGAACACGUUAUGAGGUCUGGUACAGCGGUGGCCACAAAGACAUCAACGAUGUCCCGUUUUGCUCAACAAUAGGCGUCUACAUCGACCAGCCUGCAGGGAUCAUCAACUUUUACACAGUAACUGGUGCAGGGGAAGAGAGGGAGGCUGAGAUCCUGCAUAAAGUUCAAACUAGAAUUGAAAAAAAGAUUCUUCCAGGUUUCUGGUUGGGAGUUCAGUCCUCCUGUUCCUUAGUGACAAGAGCAGAAUAAACAACUAGUUUAAAAUCGUUUUAUUUAAUAAUCAUUUUCAUAUCUUACAUGUUUUAUGUCAGCAAUUGUUUUCAUUUAGGCCUUUUAGCAUGGAUAAGAUUGCACACAUAUUGCUCAAGGAAUUGAUUCACAUCCCUCUGGGGCUACUUUCUGACUCGAGAUGUUUCACCGUAAAAAAAAGUGUGUGUGUAUAAAAUUUCUGAGAAACUGUGCCAGGGCUUACCUCUUUCACACUUAAUGUGAGGCACAAGCUUUACAGAGAAUAAGGAAGGGUUGGUACAAUAAACACCGAAUAUUCACACUCCUGCAGGCAGAGUACAUCACGAGGCCUCAUUCAAUAAGUAGAGCCCUGGUCAUCAACCACACAGGUCACACUGGUAUUUCAAACACUUUACCAGCUGUCAGCUUUCCCACAGUACAUAAAGAACAUGAAUGUCACGUUGGACUGAGGCAGCAAUAAAAAAAUGUUUUACUCUGUCUAAGAAACCAACACUCUUCCAAGAAUGGGUCAAUAUGUAAUUGUUUGUAAUAAAUCAAUACUAAUUUGUUAAUAAAUAAUGCUUUUUUUCUUUUA